This is a messenger RNA of Danio aesculapii, 4550 nucleotides long. Its product is annotated as 1-phosphatidylinositol 4,5-bisphosphate phosphodiesterase beta-1. The record is from RefSeq and is a predicted model, not a curated record. The transcript is spliced from 32 exons. Gene Ontology annotation, cellular component: nuclear speck; cytoplasm. Gene Ontology annotation, biological process: lipid catabolic process; phosphatidylinositol-mediated signaling; memory. Lineage: Eukaryota; Metazoa; Chordata; Actinopteri; Cypriniformes; Danionidae. Gene Ontology annotation, molecular function: phosphatidylinositol-4,5-bisphosphate phospholipase C activity; calmodulin binding; calcium ion binding. The coding region runs from base 178 to 3819 and encodes 1213 amino acids.
CUCCACAAACCAACGGCGUCCAAAAGCAUGUUUUUAACGCGUCCGCCGGCCACGCGCCUCUAGAUGUGCACCCGCGCGCGUAAGAAGCCUCUCCAUUCAGCAGCACUCCAUCUCGCUCCUGAGAAGAAAUACCCAUUUUUUCCGCGCUGUUUUUGGCUGUUAAAUGUUGAAGCUUGAAUGGCUGGAGCUCAACCUGGCGUUCACGCGCUUCAACUCAAGCCGGUGCGCGUGUCCGAGAGCCUGAAGAGAGGCAGCAGAUUCAUGAAAUGGGAUGAGGACUCUUCAACAGUGACACCAGUGACGCUACGUGUGGAUCCUCAGGGCUAUUUCCUGUACUGGACUGAUCAGAACAAGGAAACUGAUCUGCUGGACAUCAGCUACAUUAAAGAUGCCAGAACGGGGAAAUGCACCAAAACGCCAAAGGAAGCAAAGCUCCGGGAGCUCCUGGAUGUGGGGAAUCUGGUGGGACGGAUAGAGAACCGGAUGCUGACGGUGGUGACGGGACCCGACAUGGUCAACAUCCAGUACCUGAACUUCAUGGCCUUCCAAGAAGACGUGGCCAAGGAGUGGGCAGAUGAGCUGUUUAGUCUGGCCUCAAACCUGCUGGCUCAGAACAUGUGCAGAGAGUCCUGUCUGGAGAAAGCCUUCACAAGACUCAAGCUGCAGACAAACCAAGAGGGUCGAAUCCCAGUGAAAAACGUUUCCCGCGUGUUCUCCACGGACCGGAAGCGUGUGGAGACGGCGCUGGAGAGCUGUAAUCUGCCGUCCGGCCGGAACGACUCGAUCCCUUUGGAGGAUUUCACUUCUGAUGUUUACAAGCUGUUUAUCAGUCACUUGUGCCCGCGAUCUGAGAUUAACCAAAUAUUUGCUGACCUCGGAGCGAAGAGCAGAAACUAUCUGAGCAUGGAGCAGAUGACUGAGUUCAUCAAUAAUAAGCAGAGAGACCCUCGACUGAAUGAGAUCCUGUACCCGCCGCUGAAGUCCGACCAAACACACGCCCUGAUGGAGAAGUUUGAGCCCAACACAGAGUUCAUUCAGAAAGGGCAGAUCUCGGUGGAGGGCUUCUCCAGAUAUCUGAUCGGUGAAGACAACAGCGUCAUCCCUCCAGAAAAACUGGACCAGAGUGAAGACAUGACCUUCCCUCUGUCUCAGUACUUCAUCAACUCAUCCCACAACACAUACCUCACAGCGGGUCAGUUAGCGGGGAACUCUUCAGUGGAGAUGUACCGGCAGACUCUUCUGUCUGGCUGUCGGUGUGUAGAGCUGGACUGCUGGAAGGGCCGGACAGCGGAGGAGGAGCCCGUCAUCACACACGGCUUCACCAUGACCUCUGAGAUCUCCUUCAAGGAAGUGAUUGAAGCCAUAGCAGAUUGUGCAUUUAAAACGUCUCCGUUUCCCGUCAUUCUGUCCUUCGAGAAUCAUGUGGACUCCCCCAAACAGCAAGCCAAAAUGGCAGAGUACUGCCGGUCCAUCUUCGGGGACGCUUUACUGACCGAGACGCUGGAGAAAUAUCCGCUGGAGUCUGGAGCUCCUCUACCCAGCCCUCAAGAGCUCAUGGGCAAAAUCCUCAUAAAGAACAAGAAAUCUCACCCCAAAGCGGCCGAUGGCAGCACCAAGAAGAAGCUGUCUGAGCAGGCGUCCAACACCAACAGCGACUCGUCUAGCGUUUUUGAGCCAUCUUCUCCCAGCGCUGGCCCUGCAGCUCCUGCAGAAGUAGAGGCUGAGGAGGAUGAGGAUGAAGACGAUGAUGAUGAUGACUGUAAGAAGUCCAUGGACGAGGGCACAGCCGGAUCUGAGGCGUUUGCUACAGAAGAAAUGUCCACUCUGGUCAACUACAUCCAGCCCACAAAGUUCCACUCAUUCGAGGUCUCCAAGAAAAGCAAGCGCAGUUAUCAGAUGUCAUCUUUUGUGGAGACCAAAGCUCUGGAGCAUCUGACUAAGACCCCGGUGGAGUUUGUGGAAUAUAAUAAGUUCCAGCUGAGCAGGAUUUAUCCUAAAGGCACGCGUGUGGACUCCUCAAACUACAUGCCGCAGGUCUUCUGGAACGCCGGCUGUCAACUCGUGGCUCUGAACUUCCAGACCAUCGAUCUGUCUAUGCAGCUCAAUCUAGGCAUGUAUGAAUACAACGGCAAGAGUGGAUACAGACUGAAACCGGAGUUCAUGAGGAGACCAGACAAACACUUUGACCCCUUCACAGAGAGCACGGUGGACGGCAUCGUGGCCAACACACUAUCAGUCAAGAUCAUAUCUGGUCAGUUUCUGACUGACAGGAAGGUGGGCGUUUAUGUGGAGAUUGACAUGUUUGGACUUCCAGUCGACACGAGACGAAAAGCAUUCAAGACAAAGACGUCCCAGAGCAACGCCAUCAACCCGGUGUGGGAUGAGGAGCCCAUUGUCUUCAAGAAAGUGGUGUUGCCCACGCUGGCAUCUCUGAGGAUCGCAGUGUUUGAGGAAGGAGGAAAGUUCAUUGGUCAUCGCAUCAUCCCCGUCUACGCCAUCCGCCCUGGUUAUCGUUACAUUGGUUUGAGAAAUGAGAAGAAUCAAGGGCUCACUCUUCCUGCUUUAUUCGUCUAUAUCGAGGUGAAAGACUACGUGCCUGAUACAUUCGCUGAUGUGAUUGAAGCGCUGUCCAACCCCAUCAGAUACGUCAACCUGAUGGAGCAGAGAUCCAAACAGCUGGCGGCGCUUACACUGGAGGAGGGAGAGGAGGAGAAGGACACCAGAGAGGCGGAUUCGGGUGUUGAAAACCCAUCUGAGGUGAAAACUGAACCCAAACCAGCUCCGGUUGAGAAUGGAUUAAGUCACGCGCCCAGCGCUGCUCCAAAACCUGCAUCCCAGAUCAGCACACAGCCUCAGUCCACCGGCUCAACAAAACCAGCAGCAAAGACUGAAGAUCUGAUCCAGAGCGUCCUCACCGAGAUGGAGGCUCAGAGUGUGGAGGAGCUCAAACAGCAGAAAGGAUUCGUGCGCGAGCAGAGGCGACACUAUAAAGAGAUGAAGGACCUGGUGAAGAAACACCACAAGAAAACCACAGAGAUGAUCAAGGAGCACACGGCCAAAUACAACGAGAUCCAGCAUGAGUAUCUGCGCAAGCGCUCCGUCCUGCAGAAAUCUGCCAAACGAGACGGUAAGAAGAGGUGUCUGUCCUCCAGUCCUGAGCACGGGCCGUCAUUCUUCGAGCAGGAGCUUCUUCAUCUGGAUCAGGACAGCGCACAGAAGCUGGCGGAGCUGAAGGAGCAGCAGCAGCAGCAGCUCCUCAACCUGCGGCAGGAGCAGUACUACAGCGAGAAAUACCUCAAGAAAGAGCACAUCAAACAGGUGAUUGAGAAGCUGACAUGCAUCGCGGAGGAGAGUCAGAGCGGUCAGAUGAAGAAGAUCAAGGAGCUCUGCGAGAAAGAGAAGAAGGAGCUGAAGAAGAAGAUGGACAAGAAGAGGCAGGAGAAGAUCAGUGAAGCAAAGUCUAAAGAGAAACACCUGACAGAGGAAGAGAAGCUGGAGAUCAACAGGUCGUAUGUAAAUGAGGUGGUCCAGCACAUCAAGAGGCUUGAAGAUGCUCAGACUAAAAGACACGAGAAGUUGCUGGAAACACAUAAGAACAUCCUACAGCAGAUAUUAGAUGAGAAACCCAAGCUCCAGAAUGACCUGGAUCAGGAAUACCAGGAUAAAUUCCGGCGGCUUCCACUGGAGAUCCAGGAGUUUGUGCAAGAAAGCACUAAGAGAAAGACUGAGGAUGGAGAUGCGGAGAUGCUUCCCUCGUCCUCCACACUGGAAAAACUCACACAGUCAGAGGACGACACCGAGGAGGAGAAGAAAGACUGAAAGACAGAUGAAGAUUUCUGCUCCUCUGUUGAUGACCAGGAAAAAGAAAGCAGAUCUUCACUGUAGAACCAUCAGUUUUCUGUAAAGGUGCACUGAGACAAUAUUGGCAAACCAUACGGAUGUUUAAGAGCAGCUAAUCAAGCACGCCCAUAACCCAACAGGCUAUGCCCCCUUUUGAUAUGUUCUAUCAUUACUAGACACGCCCACUUACUGCUGAUUGGCUGUGUUUUGGGACACUGUGGUCAAAUAUUACUCAGUGCACUUUUAACGGGAGAAGCUCACAAACACACGUCCUGAUCAAAAUCAGCUGUCACUGACCAAAAAAUGUAAAAAUAAACAAACAAAUCUGGGUCAUAUUUCACCUCGAAUAUACAUGUCCAUUAGAGAAAAUCAUUCAGGAUUUAGGAAUUUUAUUUAUGAGUUUUGCACUUAGUUAAUUGUAAUAUUCAGCGGCCACUUUAUUAGGUACACCUGUCCAACUACUAGUUAACACAAAUUUCUUUUCAGCCAAUCGCAUGGCAGCAACUCAAUGCAUUUAGGCAUGUAGACAUGGUCAAGGCGAUCUGCUGCAGUUCAAAUUGAGCAUCAGAAUGGGGAAGAAAGGGGAUUUAAGUGGCAUGGUUGUUGGUGCCACGGGCUGCUCUGAGUAUUUCAGAAACUGCUGAUCUACUGGGAUUUUCACACACAACCAUCUCUAGGGUUUACAGAGAAUGGUCAGAAAAAGAGAAAAU